AAGCUGAAUCCAGAUGUUUAUGGGGAUACCAGCGGAACAGGUAAAUGCGGAUUAGUUUUGUUACUGAACCAUUGAGUACUGUACAGCACAGCCAUGGGAGAGAAUCUUGAGAGUAUCCCAAGACAAAAUGUUCAGAUUGGGCAUGUCAAGACAAGUUUUGCAGGAAGAAGAUUGGAGCCCAUAGCACAAAGCAAUUUCUGCCAUCUCCUGCUUCUAGCAUUCAUGCAUGCUAUUUCUGCUUGAAAUUGGAGUGAAUGAUGGGGUCUUCACUACUUGCCAUUUCUGCUUGAAACUCCCCUAUCAUCUCGGUCUUUGCUGGCCUGUAUCUGGUAUCACCCUCUGCUUCCGCCACCUCCCUCGACGUCUCCGUGAUGGUCACUUGGCCGGCCGUGCUUCUAUCGCGGGCGGGCGGGCGCCCAGCGGCAGCCAGGCCUCCCACGAAGCACGAUGCUAACCAGUAGCCGCUGAGGAAUGUUCCGUGAACAAUCAGUUGAGCGUAACUACCGUGCACCGCAUCACGAGAGGCACGAGCGCAGCCUCGGGACGCUACAAGAUCCGACGGCUCCGUGGGGCUACCACUCUGACACCGGCAGUCCUCGUCCCUCCUGGCGCCUCCCCCCGAAGCAAAGGGGCAAGCAAAGGCCCCAGUCCGGCGCCGGAAGUCCUGGUCCAAAACCCACGCAACAUAGCCCUUCGCCCCCCGCCCCGCUCCCGAUCCGGCCGCCCCAACCCCAAGCGGAGCCAGCCUGCCAGGAUGGCCCAUUCGCCGGCGCCCAGCGGCGGCGGGGGGCAGCAGCCGCUGGUGGUGUCGCUCAACUGCCUCGACGACCCCUCGCUGGAGCAGGAGGGGCUGGCCGGCGUGGCCGCGGUGGAGCACGUGCCCCUCUCCGCCGUCGCCUCGGGCCGCGUCGAGGCCGCCACCGCCGUGCUCCUCCCCUCCCUCGCCUUCCUCCCGCGCGCGGCCCAGCGCCGGCUGCGCCCCUGGCAGCUGCUGCUCUGCCUCGGCUCCGCGGACCGCGCCGCCGACGCCGCCGUCGCCGCGGACCUCGGCCUCCGCCUCGUGCACGUCGACGCCAACCGCGCCGAGGAGGUCGCCGACACCGUCAUGGCGCUCAUCCUCGGCCUGCUCCGACGCACGCACCUGCUGUCGCGCCAGGCCUCCUCCGCCCCGGCCGCGGUCGCCGCCGGCUGGCUCGGCUCCGCCCAGCCGUUGUGCCGCGGCAUGCGGCGCUGCCGUGGACUCGUGCUGGGCAUCAUUGGCCGGUCCGCCGCCGCCCGCUGCCUCGCGACCCGCAGCCUCGCAUUUCGGAUGAGCGUGCUCUACUUUGAUCCGCGCUACGCGGCCGAUGGGAAAACAAAGCGGCCUUCUAUUGUGUUUCCUUCUGCAGCGAGGAGAAUGGAUACUCUCAACGAUUUAUUAGCAGCAAGUGACCUUGUUUCUCUGCAUUGCGCGUUGACAAAUGACACCGUACACAUACUUAACGCGGACUGCCUACAGCACAUAAAACAUGGAGCUUUCAUCGUCAAUACUGGUAGUUGCCAGCUUAUAGAUGACUGUGCACUCAAACAGCUCUUGAUUGAUGGUACCAUAGCUGGUUGCGCAUUGGAUGGUGCUGAAGGUCCACAGUGGAUGGAAGCAUGGGUGAGGGAGAUGCCAAAUGUUUUAAUUCUUCCACGGAGUGCAGAUUACAGUGAAGAAGUGUGGAUGGAAAUAAGAGAGAAAGCAAUCACUAUGUUGCACUCGUUUUUCUUUGAUGGUGUUCUUCCAACUAGUGCAAUUUCUGAUGAAGAUGAGGAAAUAAGUGAAGCUGGAAAUGAAGAUGAUCACCUAAACACACAGGCAAAAGAUAGCCUGCCACAGAUUUUUCAUGCUGAAACAGACGAAAGCCACUUAACUCUGGAGCACGGAAAGAAAAGAGCCACAUCCCACCAUAAAGAGCCUGAGGCUUCUGGAAAAUCUGUAAACAUAGGCUCCCGAUCUGAAGGAAGGCGUAGUCGUUCGGGAAAGAAAGGGAAAAAGAGGCCUGCUCACCACAGAUCUCAACAGAAACCAGAUGACUUGUCUGCUGUAGAGAGUGACAGUAAUUAUUCCUCUCGGAGAGAUGAUGACACUGCAAUGAGUAGCAGGGACCAGGUUGUAAGUUCCAGUUCACGAUUUGCCUCUCCUGAGGAAUCAAAAUACAAGCAGAAAUCUCUUGCAGAAUCACCAAUGGAAAUAACAUCUGAGAAGAAGGUGCCUGCACUUCUCAGUAGAAAGUAUCCUGAUAAACUGAAACAUGGUUUUGUUGUAGCAUUGAAAGCAAGAGAUAAUUCAGGGUACCACGUUGCGAGACAGAGAGUAGUUGGUGGUGGUGGAUGGAUUCUUGAUGUUGUGUCAAAUGCAACAAACAGGGAUCCUGCUGCUCAGUUCCUAGUUAGUUUCAAAAACAAGGAUACUAUGGGACUACGAUCCUUUGUUGCUGGCGGUAAACUACUGCAGAUUAAUAGGAAGACGGAGUUCGUAUUUGCAAGCCACUCUUUCGAUGUUUGGGAGAGCUGGAUGCUGGAUGGCUCUUUGCUGGAGGGUUGUAAGCUUAUCAACUGCAGGAAUCCUUCGGCUGUUUUGGACGUGUGCAUUGAGAUCCUUGCAGCUGCAAGUGAAGAAGAUGGAGUCACUCGGUGGCUUGAUUAGCCACACGCUGGGAGCUGCAAAUAUGAACAACUCAUCGCUGAUCAUUUUGCUGUUUGGUUCUGCUUGUUUUCGAUUUUCUUUUUCUUCCUAGGUGCUCAAAUUUUGGUUUUCUGAUAUAGGAACUCCUCUAGCUGUAGGCACAUCACGUGCCCAUCACGUUGGGUAGUAUGUGAUGUGCAAGAUGCCAAGAUGCGUGAGUUGUCGCUCUUGUACGAUGCAAGAUUGCAUAUUUCUGUCAGUCAGUAAUACACGUGCAGAAAUGUGGUUGAUGUUGAGUUAAGCGUACAGGCAAUCUGCAGAAGACAGCUGGUGCUGUUUUUUAACAAGGAAAUUUUGACA
This is a messenger RNA of Panicum virgatum (switchgrass), 3010 nucleotides long. Its product is annotated as C-terminal binding protein AN-like. The transcript has 7 exons. Lineage: Eukaryota; Viridiplantae; Streptophyta; Magnoliopsida; Poales; Poaceae. Gene Ontology annotation, biological process: microtubule cytoskeleton organization. Gene Ontology annotation, molecular function: NAD binding. Bases 755 to 2671 code for a protein of 638 amino acids. The record is from RefSeq and is a predicted model, not a curated record.